CAGCGAGUUUAACGCAAACUAGUGAGCUCGCACUGUUCAGGAGGGACUCCACGUGAAGUUGGGAGUGUGAGAAACAGAACAUAAACAGGAUUUUUAGUUAGUGUGGCCUACACGCUGGGUAUAGACAAUGGAUGCUUUAAGUCUGUCAGUGAACGCUGUGUCCUACACUCCAGCGGCUGAACUCUUCACUCCUGAUGACCCGUUUAAAGGACCCAUCAAGACCAUCGCGCCGUGGAACUUCACUUUCCUGGCUGUGUUCAUGUUCUUUGUCACCUCCGUGUCUCUGAGCGAAAACUUCCUCGUCAUGUUUGUCACUUUCAAGUACAAACAACUCCGACAGCCUCUGAACUAUAUCAUACUUAAUUUGGCAAUCGCUGAUUUUUUGCUCUCCCUCAUCGGUGGAGUAAUAAGUUUCCUGACAAACUCCAGAGGUUAUUUCUUUCUUGGGAGGUGGGCUUGCGUCUUGGAGGGGUUUGCUGUCACUUUUUUCGGGAUUGUGGCCAUGUGGUCCCUCUCUGUUCUGUCCUUCGAACGAUUCUUCGUGGUCUGCCGGCCUAUGGGAAACAUCCGACUGCAAACGAAGCAUGCGGUCCUGGGUCUGGUGUUCGUCUGGACCUUCUCCUUCAUCUGCACCAUCCCUCCAGUGCUGGGCUGGAACAGUUACACUACAAGCAAGAUCGGAACCACCUGUGAGCCUAACUGGUAUUCAACCAGCGCGAUUGAUCACAGCUACAUCAUCGUUUUCUUCAUCACCUGUUUCAUUCUGCCCCUCGGAGUAAUAUUUUACUGCUAUGGAAAGCUCCUGCAGAAGCUCAGGAAGGUAUCUCAUGGCCGUGUGGCUGGCGCCAAGAAGCCGGAGAGGCAGGUGACCCGUAUGGUGGUUGUGAUGAUUGUGGCCUACAUGGUGGGAUGGACGCCGUACGCAGCCUUCUCCAUACUGGUCACAAUUCAUCCAACCAUCAAACUUGACCCCGGGCUGGCUUCCAUCCCCGCCUUCUUUUCCAAGACCACUGCUGCCUACAACCCAGUCAUCUAUGUCUUCAUGAAUAAACAGUUCAGGAAGUGCCUAAUCCAGCUCUUCGGCGGCAAGGUGACCAUCCCAGACAGCAACCUCAAUCAGACCUCAGAGCGACCUGGAAUUACUGCAGAGAGUCAAAUAGGAGAAAUGUCAGCCAUUGCGGCCCGCAUACACGAGAGUGGCUCUAUGUCACCCAAGUCUGGUGGUUCUCCAACUGAAUGUGGCUCGUUUGUCCACCUGCCGAUCCCAGAAAACAAAGUGUGUCCAAUGUAACGGUAAACUAAUCCCAAUAGGUGUUCUCUCACUAUCCUCUGACACCCAUAGUCCAUA
Molecule: messenger RNA, 1348 nt
Organism: Perca flavescens (yellow perch)
Lineage: Eukaryota; Metazoa; Chordata; Actinopteri; Perciformes; Percidae
Gene: valopa
Product: vertebrate ancient long opsin a
Exons: 5
Coding region: 128-1291 (387 amino acids)
Biological process (GO): visual perception; G protein-coupled receptor signaling pathway
Cellular component (GO): membrane
Molecular function (GO): G protein-coupled receptor activity
Source: RefSeq, a predicted model, not a curated record